Molecule: messenger RNA, 3243 nt
Organism: Gadus morhua (Atlantic cod)
Lineage: Eukaryota; Metazoa; Chordata; Actinopteri; Gadiformes; Gadidae
Gene: pax3b
Product: paired box 3b
Exons: 9
Coding region: 1454-2731 (425 amino acids)
Biological process (GO): regulation of transcription by RNA polymerase II; anatomical structure development
Molecular function (GO): DNA-binding transcription factor activity, RNA polymerase II-specific; RNA polymerase II cis-regulatory region sequence-specific DNA binding
Source: RefSeq, a predicted model, not a curated record
UCAACCCUUCGAAAGAUAUUUAGAUAUAUUCAACAUAUCAACUUUCAGUGUGGAAAUUAAAUCCACCUAAACGCGCCAAUUCGAAUGAAAUAGGGAAAAGAAACAUGUAAACAGGUACCCUUUAGAAACCAUGCCACAUUAUAUCCCCUUCAUUGUACCAGAGGUCCGUCCAUUAGCUGAUAUUACAGUUAUCACAAUAUUAAAUUCAAACACCAUAAAGUCGUGCUUUCGGGCCUCCCUGGCGUCAACCGCCGCUGGGACGCGCGACCCACUGGGCCGAGUUGGCCCGUCUGGAGACCGAGAGUCCAUUCCUCCAAAGUUUUCAGGAGACCAAUUUAGUCCAUUCCUACAGUCGAUUCCUCGGGUUAAGGUGUUCUGGAGAGUCCAUUCCUCGGGUUAAAGUGUUCUGGAGUGGAGACCUACAGUCCAUUCCUCUGGUUAAGGGGUUCUGGAGACCUACAGUCCAUUCCUCUGCAAGUUUUCUGGCGUGGAGACCUGCAGUCCAUUCCUCUGGUUUAAGUGUUCUGGCGUGGAGACCUACAGUCCAUGCCUCUGGUUUAACUGUUCUGGAGACCUACAGUCCAUUCCUCCGUUGUUCUUGAUACCUACAGUCCAUUCCACGGGUUACAGUCCCCAUAACACCGGAGGUGUUAUGGGGACCUUAAAAUUCCUCGGGUUAAGGCAUUAAACUGGAAACUCAUUUGAUGAAAUCUGGGCAAAAUCCACAAAAUGUUCCCGAUUACAAUCACCGAAGAUUAUGCAUUUGUUUUAUGUUUUUUUUCUGUAUUAGUUUGAUUGUAUAAUCAUUCGUAUCCAAGGAUCUAUUAAGUUGUGGCAAGGUUUAUCGGAAUGACAUCUGUCUUGAAAGGUCAUCGAUCUAACCCCGGGUCUGUGUGAGGCAGUAGUGUGAGAGCUUAUUCAAGCAGCGACUCUCUCAUUAUGGACCAAUCGUUACGCAGCGCCCUGGACCGAGCGUCAAGCUCCACCAAUAGGAGAUCAACAAACUGAAGGAGAGAGACACACUGAGAGAGUGCACUAAGAAGUACUGAUCUCCUCUGGACCAUCUCCUCCUCUCACUCUGGACCAUGUCAACAAACAACACUGACCGCGGCGCUGCCUUCUGCUGCUGUGCCUCCGCCGUUCCGGACACUCAGCUGCUCUCUCUCUCCAAAUUACGCACUAAGAAAAACAGAUCUGCUCUCUCUCUCCACAUUAAGCACUAAGAAAACAAGAUCUGCUCACUUUUAUUAUUCGGCGCAGCUCGUGAAGAGGCAGGAGCUCACACCCGGACACUACGGUUCUUUUCGGGAAAGCGCGACUUUGGAUAACCGGUUCGGAGCUCAACAACGUCAGGGAGCCUUUGUUGAAGGAACUUUUAUUUCUAUUGGAAACCAUUAGGUAAACCAGUCCACAGGACUCCGCCGGGGGACGGGGUCGUUGAGGCAUCCCCAGGAUGAUGCGCCCCACGCUGGCUCACAACUACCCCCGCACCGGCUUCCCUCUGGAAGUCUCCUCCCCGCUGGGACAGGGGCGUGUGAACCAGCUGGGAGGGGUGUUCAUCAACGGCCGACCCCUGCCCAACCACAUCCGCCACCAGAUCGUGGAGAUGGCCCACCACGGUGUCCGGCCCUGCGUCAUCUCCCGUCAGCUACGCGUGUCUCACGGCUGCGUGUCCAAGAUCCUGUGCCGGUACCAGGAGACGGGAUCCAUCCGGCCCGGGGCCAUCGGCGGGAGCAAGUCCAAGGGCGCCGCUGCGGAUGGGGAGAAACGGAUAGAGGAGUACAAGCGAGACAACCCAGAGGGCUCCAUCAGUCGCAUCGUGCGCUGUAAGUUUGGCGGGAAGCUGGAGGAGGAGGAGGAGGAGGAGGUGGAGAGCAAGGAGCUGGAGGAGAGCGAGCGGCGGGCCAAACACAGCAUCGAGGGGAUCCUGGGUGACAGAUCGAGCCUCUCUGACGACUGCUCGGAGGGGGAGUCGGAGCCCAGCCCGCCCCUGAAGAGGAAGCAGAGGAGGAGCCGCACCACCUUUACGGCGGAGCAGCUAGAUGAGCUGGAGCGUGCCUUCGAGAGAACCCACUACCCCGACAUCUACACCCGUGAGGAGCUGGCCCAGCGCGCCAAGCUGACAGAGGCCCGCGUGCAGGUCUGGUUCAGCAACAGGCGAGCACGCUGGCGUAAGCAGGCAGGAGCCAAUCAGCUCAUGGUGUUUAAUCAGCUGAUCCCAGGGGGGUUCCCGCCCUCAGCCAUGUCCGGGAUCCCCUUGUAUCAGCAGUCUGACAGCCCCUACCCAUCCCCGUCACAAGGGUCCGAGCCCCUCCCCAGCACGGUGCACCGUCCCCAGCCGCUGCCCCCCUCCUCGGGGCACCAGGGCUCCGCAGGAGGGCAGGGGGACGGGGCCUACUGCCUGGCCCCCGCACGCCACUCCUUCUCUGGCUACUCGGACAGUUUCGGGGGCCCCCCCAACCCCAUGAACCCCCCGCUGGGGAGCGUACUGCCUCCGCAGGUGAUGGGUCUCCUGAACCCCGGCGGCACACCCCUCCAGCCCCAGAGCGAAUACUCCCUCUCCCCGCCCCCCACCAACUGCAGCCUGGGUAGCGGGUCGGUCUCCACGCCAAGCUCCCAGACCUACUGCCCGGCCUCCUACGGGGCCUACAGCGUGGACCACGUGGCCUCCUACCAGUAUGGCCAGUAUGGACAAGGUGCCCUUCCUUACCUGAGGCCUGAGAUCAGCUAAGGACUUGGAGCGGACCUCAUGAGGAACACCCGCGCGUGUGCAUGUGUUUGUGUGCAUGUGCGUGAGUGUGCAUGUGUGUGUGUGUGUGUGUGUGUGCGUGCGUGUUUACGUGCGUGCUUGUGUGUGUGUGCCUGUGUGCUUGUGUGUGUGUGCCUGCGUGCGUGCAUGCUUGCGUGUGUGUGUACACAGAUGGUGUUCUUCAACUCACAGCUGGGUCCGCCCAUGAAGCUCUCCACAUCCUCCCCCUCCUCCCCGAUCCCUACCCCCCUCUUUCUCUCUUUGUCUCCCCCGCUCGUCCCCUGGGCUCCGGUGAUGUGAGGCGACGCUGGGGCAGGAGCAUGGCGUGAGCAGGCGGGCCCGCUGGACGCUCCUCUUCAAGGAAAGGCCUUUGGAGGGGUCAGGGGUGACCCCAGAGAGAGUGACAGAUGAGAGAGUGGAACAGAGAAGGGUGAAGGGGGGGAAAAGAAACCUUUGAGGGGGACACGGCUGUAUCGAUCACUGGGGGGGGGGGG